This is a messenger RNA of Anastrepha obliqua, 465 nucleotides long. Its product is annotated as homeotic protein distal-less-like. Bases 40 to 465 code for a protein of 141 amino acids. The transcript has 3 exons. The record is from RefSeq and is a predicted model, not a curated record. Lineage: Eukaryota; Metazoa; Arthropoda; Insecta; Diptera; Tephritidae.
AAAAUCUGGUUCCAGAAUCGGCGUUCCAAGUACAAAAAAAUGAUGAAAGCAGCUCAAGCGCCUGGUACCGGCGGCGGUAUGCCAUUGGGCGGCGGCGGUCCAAAUCCUGGUCAACAUAGUCCAAAUCAAAAUAUGCACAGUGGCGGUAAUAACGGCGGUGGCUCCAACAGCGGCUCACCAUCACAUUAUCUACCUCCCGGACAUAGUCCGACGCCAUCAAGUACGCCUGUGUCCGAGUUAUCACCUGAAUUCCCUCCAACGGGUCUUAGUCCGCCUACGCAAGCGCCAUGGGACCAGAAACCGCAUUGGAUCGAUCACAAACCACCGCAAAUGACGCCGCAGCCACCUCAUCCAGCGCCGCCACAUCCGCAAACGCAUCAUCACAAUCCGCCACCGCAAAUGGGCGGCUACGUACCGCCACAGUACUGGUACCAGCCUGAGACGAAUCCAUCGUUACUAACGUAA